ACUUGACCUUAUUGCUUUUAGCCUGCUGGCUUUAUAACUAUUUAUUUAUUUUAUUUUGGUUUGUCCCCAAAGAGGGGCUCAAAAGGAAAUGAAUUUCGAACCAGCACCUUUCACCACCUUGCAGUACUACCCUGAUCCCUGCAUCCAGCGGUUUGUAGAAACUCCGAGCCCCUUCUCCUGGAAGGAGAGUUACUACCGAUCAGCCAUGUCCCAGGGCUCACAGCCGAGGGAAUUCCUCAGCCCAGAGGUAAUCCAGCAUCUCUGGGACUUCCUGGAACAGCCAAUAUGCUCAGUUCAACCAAUUGAUUUAAACUUCAUCGAUGGCCCAUCUGAAAAUGGCUCUACAAACAAAAUUGAGAUUAGCAUGGACUGCGUCCGGGUGCAGGACACGGAGCUCAAUGACCCAAUGUGGCCGCAGUACACGAACCUGGGGCUCCUGAACAGCAUGGACCAGCAGAUCCAGAAUGGCUCUUCCUCCACCAGCCCUUACAACACGGAGCACGCGCAGAACAGCGUCACGGCCCCCUCGCCUUAUGCCCAGCCCAGCUCGACUUUUGACGCUCUCUCGCCCUCCCCAGCCAUCCCUUCCAACACAGACUACCCAGGACCUCACAGCUUUGAUGUAUCAUUUCAACAGUCCAGCACAGCAAAGUCAGCAACAUGGACGUAUUCCACCGAACUGAAAAAGCUGUACUGCCAGAUUGCCAAGACAUGUCCCAUCCAGAUCAAAGUGAUGACCCCACCACCUCAGGGAGCUGUCAUCAGGGCUAUGCCAGUCUACAAGAAAGCUGAACAUGUCACUGAAGUGGUCAAACGCUGCCCGAACCACGAGCUGAGCCGGGAGUUCAACGAGGGGCAGAUUGCACCUCCCAGCCACCUGAUCAGGGUGGAAGGGAACAGCCAUGCCCAGUAUGUAGAAGACCCCAUCACCGGCAGGCAGAGUGUGCUGGUCCCCUAUGAGCCACCCCAGGUUGGUACUGAGUUCACCACAGUCUUGUACAACUUCAUGUGUAACAGUAGCUGCGUUGGAGGGAUGAACCGUCGCCCAAUCCUUAUCAUUGUGACUCUGGAAACAAGAGAUGGGCAAGUCUUGGGCCGCCGGUGUUUCGAAGCCCGUAUUUGCGCUUGCCCAGGCAGAGACCGCAAAGCAGACGAGGACAGCAUCCGCAAGCAGCAAGUCUCUGACAGCACAAAGAAUGGUGAUGGUACGAAGCGCCCGUUUCGACAAGGAACUCACGGCAUACAGAUGACAUCUAUCAAAAAGAGACGUUCCCCAGAUGAUGAGCUCUUAUACUUGCCAGUGAGGGGACGGGAGACGUAUGAAAUGCUACUAAAGAUCAAAGAGUCCCUGGAGCUGAUGCAGUACCUUCCCCAGCACACGAUUGAGACCUACCGGCAGCAGCAGCAGCAGCAGCACCAGCACUUGCUCCAGAAGCAGACCUCCAUGCAGUCGCAGUCAUCCUACGGCUCUAACUCUCCACCACUCAGCAAAAUGAACAGCAUGAACAAGCUGCCCUCGGUCAGCCAGCUCAUCAACCCCCAGCAGCGCAAUGCCCUGACCCCAACCACCAUCCCCGACAGCAUGGGAACCAACAUUCCCAUGAUGGGCACCCACAUGGCCAUGACCGGUGACAUGAAUGGCCUCAGCCCCACGCAGGCGCUGCCUCCUCCCCUCUCCAUGCCUUCAACGUCCCACUGCACCCCCCCUCCUCCAUACCCCUCAGACUGCAGCAUCGUCAGCUUCUUAGCGAGGUUGGGCUGCUCAUCCUGUGUGGAUUAUUUCACGACCCAGGGGCUGACCACCAUCUAUCAGAUUGAGCAUUACUCCAUGGAUGAUCUGGUGAGCCUCAAGAUCCCGGAGCAGUUCCGCCAUGCCAUCUGGAAGGGCAUCCUGGACCACCGGCAGCUCCAUGACUUCUCCUCCCCUCCCCACCUCCUGCGCACCCCCAGCGGCGCCUCCACCGUCAGCGUGGGCUCCAGUGAGACGCGGGGGGAGCGCGUCAUCGACGCCGUGCGCUUCACGCUCCGGCAGACCAUCUCCUUCCCGCCCCGCGACGAGUGGAACGACUUCAACUUCGACAUGGAUGCCCGGCGCAACAAACAGCAACGCAUCAAGGAGGAAGGGGAGUGAGACCCCCGGACUCCCCCCACCCCGCCUCGACCACAAACUGCUCAGCCCUUCAUUUGUCUUCCUUCUGCUUGGUACUGCACCCCUGGACGAAGGGCAGAGGGAACCUUCUUGCUCACUCGUGCCUGGUUAUGCCCUUGAUGCUGUCUAGGUCAUACUCCUGGACUGCGACCUCCACCCCGGCUCUUGCAAGGGGAAGAGCUGAGCGAAGGGGGAAGGCGGGUGGUGUUUCCUUGAAAACCGUUGACCUUCUUGAGAAGGUGUUGUUCUUGUUUCAUGUUUUCCUUUGGGGAUAGGGCUUCUUUUCUUGACUUUUGAAUCCUCGCACACAUUGUGGGCGUCCUGACAUGCAAACUUGUUUCUGUCAUCCAGUGAUCCCACUUUGAAAAGCAGAAAGGUUAAAAUAAAAUUUUUUAAAGGCAAAAAAAAAAAACCCACAAAACAAAAAACCAAAACCAAACAACCAAACUCAUGCUAACAGCAAAUGCAAAAAACCUAAAGCAACCCAACCCUGAACUGACCAUCUUGCUCUUAAACGUUACUCUUAAACAGCCUCUUCCCAUGGAGCUGAGUGCUCUGUUCAUGUAUGAUAUUCUCCAGCGGAGACAGCACAUGCACUUUGCUGGGCAGGCCAGCACUUACGGCACCUCCAUCCUACUUCUCCCUUUUCCCUCUUCCCUCACCUUCUCUGGGAAAAACCAAACCUGCUGUCUCUUCUUGUUUUGGAUUGACAUUCUUAUGUAUGUCCUGGUUUGCUUCUUUCAGGCUAUGAGUGUAAAUAAAGCUAUCAUCACUUGAAUUCUGCCCCUAACCAGCCUUUAACCAUGAUGUACCACUACUGACAUUUAAGUUAGAGAAUUAGGCUUUGCCAAAUAUGCAGCCUGGCUAGUUUAGCAUAGGGAUUUGCCCACCUAACCUCCAGUUGAAUGGAGAACCAAGAGCUGCACACUGAUCUGUAGGGCUUCAGCUAUCCUAAACUCAGACAAUCUUUUAUUUAGACCAGGCUAGAUUGGUUUCCUCCCAUGUAAAGUAGAACUGUCUUUAGAUAUAUCUGUGAUAGGCUGAAACCUGUUGUGUUUUGUUGCUAUUAACUAUAGGCUGAGUGACAAAAAGCUAGAAGUGGAUAAUAAAAAAAGAAAUAAUUGCUAACUGCCUUAAAUCGAGGACCUGGUAAUAUGGGUGUUGUUACUACAAUAAGUAAUGUUUACAUGAGAACUUGAUUUAUCUCUGUUUUUUUCUUUAUGUGCUCUACCACAGAUGUGCUCUGAGGCAUUUCCUCUGACUGCCAGUGGUCCUGUGGACAAGUAACUGAGCAGUGUGUUUUCACAUUUUUAUAGGCCAAGGUCGUGGAACUGUCAUGAAUGCAAAAUAUACCUAAGCUGAGGAGCAAGGCUCAGCACAGCUGCUUUGAAGUUGGCUUACUCUUUUUAACAGUAAGUCUGACCUUUUUUGGCUGGGAAAAGAUGAAAAAAGCAGCUUAAAUGACUUGUCAUCCUACCUUGCUACAGCCGAACAAUCUCGUUUCAAUGCAGUGGCUGUUUCCUGGGCCCUGCUGUGUGCCAUGUAUUUCAUUUAAGUCCAGUAUGGUUAGCACCCUCCAUCUGUCUGCUGUGCCGGGUCUGCGUUGUGUUCAAAAACUGCCUUUUGGUAACUGUGCAAGCUGGGUUAGCUAUAAAUGGUAAUGCCAGAUGGUUACUGUAAAAUGUGUAUAUAAAUGUUUUUUGUAUGUGUAAUUUUUGUUUUCCUACAGCAGAAGACGGGAAUUUUUAUUUCUUCUUGGGCUACUGGGUCACACAGAACCACAAUAAAAUGUUGUUUGUUUUUCUGUUUUUUUUUUUAAUUAUUAUUUUUAUGCAGAACGCUUACACUAUACCUUGUGACAAAUAACUAGUGACUGGAAGAAUAUAUUUGUAUUUUUCAUACUGAGAUUCCUGUUACUUUGCAGUUGAGGAGGGAGGGGGCAGGUACUGAAAGUCUGUUUUAUCAUUUUAUUUUGUAACACUUCAAAGAGCAGUGUCCUAGAUUUCAAAGUAUUUAACAUGCUCAGUGUGAGAACUUACUGUGUCUAUUAAUUUUUUUUUCUAUAUGGUACAAAGGGAGAAAGUCAUUCUGCUCUUGAUACAAUAAUUAAUUCAGUGGGGCAGUGCAGGGAAAGUGUUGGUGUGAAUACUUCACAAAUUCUUGGAGGUGAAUUAGGCUGUGCCCUUCUCACAUCCAGGGUUUUGCAUCUUUCUAAGCUGUUACAGUAUUGUACUAAUAUUGACGCUAAAGACCCAAAUCAUUUUUAGGAACUAGGAAGCUUCUGACUAUAAAGGUUAAUGCAGUUAGUGCUGUGCCCAGAGUCUGGGUACAAGAACUUCAAUGUCUGCUUUUCAACUCAGCAGUGAGAUGGAGCUUUUCUGAUGCAUCAUGAACAAUAAAAAUAUAUGCUGUGAAAACCUUAUUUCCACGGGAUAGUACUAUGCAGCCCACUUGGGUAUAUCUGGAACAUACAAGUGAGUUUGAACUACUGUAGCUUUUACCCUCCCCUGUAGAGCUGUGAUUUUGUUGUUGUUGUUGUUUUGAUGCCUCGAAGCAUUAUGAGCUGAGAAUCUGCCAAUGCUUGUAGCAAUGACAGUCCUGUCUGCACCAAGAUCAGUAUGUGUUUUGGAAAGCCUUGUUGUUGAAGUAACUGAAAAUAAAAGCCAAACUG
Messenger RNA from Manacus vitellinus (golden-collared manakin), 4820 nucleotides. It is a transcript of the gene TP63, whose product is annotated as tumor protein p63. Gene Ontology annotation, cellular component: nucleus. Bases 89 to 2131 code for a protein of 680 amino acids. NCBI's taxonomy places the organism in Eukaryota, Metazoa, Chordata, Aves, Passeriformes, Pipridae. Gene Ontology annotation, biological process: regulation of transcription by RNA polymerase II; apoptotic process; protein tetramerization. The transcript is spliced from 14 exons. Gene Ontology annotation, molecular function: DNA-binding transcription factor activity, RNA polymerase II-specific; protein binding; RNA polymerase II cis-regulatory region sequence-specific DNA binding. The record is from RefSeq and is a predicted model, not a curated record.